Messenger RNA from Dichotomopilus funicola, 411 nucleotides. RefSeq lists its product as uncharacterized. Lineage: Eukaryota; Fungi; Ascomycota; Sordariomycetes; Sordariales; Chaetomiaceae. Gene Ontology annotation, cellular component: NatC complex. The record is from RefSeq and is a predicted model, not a curated record. Bases 1 to 411 code for a protein of 136 amino acids. The transcript is spliced from 3 exons.
AUGACCUCACCCUUCCAAGACAAACAGGAAGCCGUCAGCUACCUCGAGUCCCUGCUCAACAAGAACCUCCGCGUCACCACCACCGACUCGCGCAUUUUCGUCGGUGCUUUUAAGUGCACUGAUGCAGAAAGCAACAUCGUCCUCCAAUACACAUAUGAGUACCGCCAUCCUACGCCUCAACAAGCGCAGCAACAGAACACAACCCAGGGAGACCCAACAAACUCAAACCCAACAAACCCAACAACAACUGAAACUACCACAACUACCACAACAACUGAAACUACCACCUCAAAAAUAAAACUAGACCUCACAUCCCGCUACCUUGGGUUAGUCGUAGUGCCAGGGCAGUAUAUUGUGAAGAUAGAGGUUGAAGAGUUUGCGAGUCAGUUACGGGGGAGGGGUCUGUUAUAG